UCAAAAUGUCUAGUGAUCUGUUUAAUUUCUCUCUUUAUUCUGAACUCUUUUGCCCCCGACAGGAUCCUGUAGAAGGAUCUGAUUGGUCGGUGGAGGUCACCUGAGUCAGAUUUAAAAUCCUUUUUUUCAAAGUUUUUUCAAAAGAAAUUAGAGUGCUGAUGCCUGAGAAACCUGACCAGGUUCGGUCCUCUGCACCUUAAAUCAGAUUCUUUUGAACCAGAGCUUUGGUUUAAUCUAGUUUUUCCUGCUGCAGUCGGCCUGUCACAUUUGUACUGGAGGAGAUAAUCCAAACAGCCGAUCACACGGCAGGGGGAGCUGUGUAACAGACCACAUGGCUGUGACGUGAGACCUGAACACUAUCUGAUUCUGAGUGGAUUUGACAUGAAUAAAAAUGUUUGUGUUGUUUCUGCUGCACUCGUCCUAAAGUAGAUUUACCUUCAAUCAGCAUUUAUUAAAUCUCCAUCCAUUAAAGAGCAGCGUCCACUAAUCCUGAUUACACAGACACAGAGAGGACGGGUCUCCGUCUGCCUCCACAGACGCCUGAGCGCAGCACAGACCGAAGGCGGCACGACCACGGACGACACUCCGAGAGGACAGAGGAGACACCGGAGGACGCAGAGGAGGACACAGGGAGCAGGAGGAUGAAGCUGGAGGACAGCUGAACUUCAUCGACAUGGACAACAGAGGGAGGAGAGGGACCAACGGAUCCUUCAAACAGUCGUCCAUCAAACGCAGUGCGUCCUCUGGAUCACAGAAGAUUCACAGAGUAUGGAUCGAGAGGACGUUCCAGAAGAGAGAAUGUAUCCAGAUUAUUCCCAGCAAAGACGCCAGCAGGUGCAGUUGUGGUCAGAUGGUGGCGCAGCACACCAUCCUUCCUGGGGCCAGAGACGAGGGGCCACCACUGGUUCAGCUGGAGGGCCAAGCUGCAGAGAAAUGGAGUCCCCUCAAACACACCCAGACCUCUCCCACCGAUGCCUACGGAGUCAUCGAGUUUCAGGGAGGAGGACAUGUCAACAAGGCCAUGUACAUCAGGGUCUCCUAUGACUCUAAACCGGACUCUCUGCUCCACCUGAUGGUGAAGGACUGGCAGUUGGAGCUGCCUACAUUGCUCAUCUCUGUCCACGGAGGCCUUCAGAACUUUGACCUACCUCCCAAACUGAAGCAGGUAUUUGGCAAAGGACUGAUCAAAGCAGCUGUGACCACCGGAGCCUGGAUCUUCACUGGAGGAGUCAGCACAGGAGUGAUCCGCCAUGUUGGAGAUGCUCUGAAAGAUCAUUCGUCCAAGUCCAGGGGGAAAGUCUGUGCUAUCGGCAUCGCGCCGUGGGGGAUCAUCGAGAACAAAGAAGACUUGAUCGGGAGAGACGUGACCCGGCCCUAUCAGACCAUGUCCAACCCGCUCAGCAAGCUGUCGGCCCCGAACGGCAGCCACUCCCACUUCAUCCUGUCCGACAACGGGACCAGCGGGAAGUACGGCGCCGAGGUCCGCCUCCGCCGACAGCUGGAGAAACACAUCGCCCUGCAGAAGAUCAACACACGUCUGGGUCAGGGGGUCCCGGUGGUGUGUCUGAUCUUGGAGGGGGGUCCUAACGUCAUCUCCAUCGUGCUGGAGAGUCUGAGGGAGGAUCCUCCGGUCCCCGUUGUGGUCUGUGAUGGCAGCGGUCGAGCCUCGGACAUCAUAUCCUUUGCUCACAGAUACUGUGAGGAGGACGGGCUGGUGAGCGACAGCGUCAAAGAUCAGCUGCUGGUCACCAUCCAGAAGACCUUCAACUACAGCCGCAGCCAGGCGCAGCAGAUCUUCCUCAUGGUGAUGGAGUGCAUGAAGAAGAGAGCUCUGAUCACAGUGUUCAGGAUGGGCUCGGAGGGACAGCAGGACAUUGAGAUGUCGAUCCUCACAGCUCUACUCAAAGGGACCAAUGCGUCGGCGUCAGAUCAGCUGAGUUUGGCCUUGGCCUGGAACCGAGUGGACAUCGCUCGCAGUCAGAUCUUUGUGUUCGGACUCCACUGGCCUCCUGUGAGAGGUUUACCCACCGACCGGCCCAAAAGUCCAGCAGCCCAGCGAACAGCAGCAGGAGGAGGAGGAGGAGGAGGAGGAGGGGGGAAAGGGAAGGCCAGGGGGAAGAAAGCAAAAGGAGGAAAGACUAAACCUGAGGUCCCUGAAGAGACCGACCCCAGGAAACUGGAAAUGCUCAGCUGGGUCAACUCUCUGGAGCAGGCCAUGAUGGACGCUCUGGUGCUGGACAGAGUCGACUUUGUGAAGCUGCUGAUUGAAAACGGCGUGAACAUCCACCACUUCCUCACCAUCCCUCGUCUGGAGGAGCUCUACAACACGAAGUUGGGCCCGGCCAACACGUUGCACUUCGUGGUGAGAGACGUGAAAAAGGGGAAUCUUCCUCCGGAUUACCAGAUCACGCUGAUCGACAUCGGACUGGUGCUGGAGUUCCUGAUGGGCGGAGCCUAUCGCUGCAAAUACACCAGGAAGAGCUUCAGGACGCUGUACAACAACCUGUACGGCCUGAAAAGACCCAAAGCUCUGAAACUUCUUGGGAUGGAGGACGACGAGCCCCGUGCGAAGGGAAAGGGGAAGAAGAACAAGAAGAAGGAGGAGGAGGUGGACAUCGACAUCGACGACCCUGAGGUCAGCAGGUUUCAGUACCCCUUCCACGAGCUGAUGGUUUGGGCGGUGCUGAUGAAGCGCCAGAAGAUGGCGCUGUUCCUUUGGCAGCGGGGGGAGGAGGCCAUGGCCAAAGCUCUGGUGGCCUGCAAACUUUACAAGGCCAUGGCCCACGAGUCGUCGCAGAGCGAGCUGGUGGACGACAUCUACCAAGACCUGGAGAACAACUCCAGGGAGUUUGGUCAGCUGGCCUACGAGCUCCUGGAUCAGUCGUACAAACACGACGAGCAGGUGGCCAUGAAGCUGCUGACGUACGAGCUGAAGAACUGGAGCAACUCCACCUGCCUGAAGCUGGCCGUCGCCGCCAAACACAGAGACUUCAUCGCCCACACCUGCAGCCAGAUGCUGCUGACGGACAUGUGGAUGGGCUGCCUGAGGAUGGGCAAGAGCAACUGCCUCAAGGUGAUCUUAGGGAUCGUUUUCCCUCCUGCCAUCCUCCUCAUGGAUUUCCGUCUCGGAGAAGAGGCUUCGUGUCAUUCGUCCAAAGAGAGCAAUGACAGUAAAAGCAAAGAUGACGAUGACAAAUCCAGCAAGGACGCCGUCUCUAAUGUCGACGCCACGUCAAAGAAAGGAGACGAAGAAGAGAACCAGAAGAAGAGCCACAAAAGGAUUCCCAUCGGGAAAAUGAUCUAUGAGUUCUACAAUGCUCCCUACACCAAGUUCUGGUUCAACACGAUCUCGUACCUGGUCUACCUGAUGCUGUAUAACUACAUCAUCCUGGUGAAGAUGGAGCGAUGGCCGUCUCUGCAGGAGUGGAUCGUCAUCUCUUACAUCAUCACUCUGGGACUGGAGAAAGUCAGACAGAUCCUGAUGUCGGAGCCGGGGAAGCUGAAGCAGAAGAUCAACGUGUGGUUGGAGGACUAUUGGAACAUCACCGAUCUGGCGGCCAUCUCCGUCUUCCUGCUGGGUUUGCUGCUGCGGCUGCAGAACGAGCCCUACAUGGGCCACGGGCGCGUCAUCUACUGCGUGGACAUCAUCUUCUGGUACAUCCGAGUCCUGGACAUCUUCGGAGUCAACAAGUACCUGGGACCCUACGUCAUGAUGAUCGGGAAGAUGAUGAUCGACAUGCUGUACUUUGUGGUCAUCAUGCUGGUGGUGCUGAUGAGCUUCGGCGUGGCUCGACAGGCGAUCCUCCACCCAGACGAGGUGCCGACGUGGCGUCUGGCGCGCAACAUCUUCUACAUGCCGUACUGGAUGAUCUACGGAGAGGUGUUUGCCGACUCCAUAGACCUUUAUGCGAUGGAAAUCAACCCUCCGUGUGGAGACAACAUGUACGAUGAAGACGGUAAGAAGCUUCCUCCCUGUAUCCCCGGGGCCUGGCUCACUCCGGCCAUCAUGGCCUGUUACCUGCUGGUGGCCAACAUCCUGCUGGUCAACCUGCUCAUCGCCGUCUUCAACAACACUUUCUUCGAGGUGAAGUCCAUCUCCAACCAGGUGUGGAAGUUCCAGCGCUAUCAGCUGAUCAUGACGUUCCACGACCGCCCCAUCCUGCCGCCUCCGCUCAUCGUCCUUCCGCACAUCUACAUCGUCCUGAAGAGGCUCUGCUGCCGCUGCCGCCGCCGGCCGGAGGGAGAACGCGACGACCGCGAGAGACGACUGCAGCUGAUGCUGAGUGCAGACGAGCUGAAGAGUCUGCACGAGUUCGAGGAACAAUGUGUGGAGGAAUACUUCAGAGAGAAAGACGACGAGAAACAGUCGUCGAACAACGAACGAAUCAGAGUCACAUCAGAGAGGGUGGAGAACAUGUUCAUGCGUCUGGAGGAGGUGAACGAGAGGGAGCACUCGAUGAAGGCGUCCCUGCAGACGGUCGACCUCCGUCUGUCCCAGUUGGAGGAGUUCUCUGGUCGGAUGAUGAACGCUCUGGAGAAGCUGGCCGGCGUCGACCGGGCCGAGCUCGUGCGGUCGCGCUCCAGAGGAUCUUCCGUGUGCGAGCCGUCCGCUCUGCUGCGACACGGCAGCAUCAACAGCUCCGACGGCUACAGUCUGUACCGGUACCAGCUGGAGCACGACGACCGGGUCUCAGUGUCCGGGGACACGGAGGGACACGACCGGAGGAUCCAGCUGAGUCCAGAGCGACGGGGACGAGACGCAGCAGGUCAGGACACGUUAGACUGGAGACCCGUAGUCAUCACGGCUACCUCAGGUGAUGUGAAGGAGUUCGGCUCGACCCUGGAGGUGCGAGCACUAAAGGACCGGACUCAGUCUCUGUCCAGUGUGGACAUCCGGAUCUCCCCCUGUGACCCAGACCUCAGAACCCCCGGGGCCCCUCCCGCUUCGCCCCAUCCGCACCCGACGGACGCCGGCACGGAGAAACCGGCUGAGAAGAGCCGGCUGGAGGCGGCGGCGUCCUUCCCUCUGGAGGCGUCCAAGGUCACAGAAUAUCUCGUCUCCGCGAGCCUCAGUGGCUCCGCCUCCUCCGACAGGAAGUCGCUCAGCAACAUCGUCUGCAGCUCCGCCCCUCAGGACCAGGAGGACGCCGUCAGCUUGACCCAGCAGACGACGGGCAGGGGAGAAGAAACCAAACAGGAAGAGGAGGAGCCAAGGUCGUCCGACAUCUCGCCCCCCUGCUCCCCGCCGGACGGUAACCACGGUAAUAUGGAGGGGGAGGAGCCAUCUGAGCAGCUGCUGGUCGGGGAGGACAGGAUGUACCCGACGCUACGCUCCAAAAGUCUCAACGCCAACCCGAGGAAGACGAGGACCAAGAGGAAGGAGGACGAGGAGACGCCUCGCUCAGCCAGCAGCGUCAGAGACCUGGUGUCGGCCUUCAGUGGGGGGGCGGGGGGCCAUGGUCCAGAACCUGGCCCCGGUCCAGGUCCAGGUCCAGAACCUGGUCCCGGUCCAGAUCUUUGACUGCGGAUCCUGAUGGACUGAAGCUCUUUGCUUAUAAUGUUUCAUGUUAAAAUGUUUGUUUGUCUUUAAUUUAUUAUUCAAAUUUUACCUCAGUUUUGUUUUUCAAUGUAAUUUAAUAUCAGACAUUUCCUGUUUGGUACUAAUCGUCUGAUCACUGGUAUUGAUUUUAUAUUAUAUUUAUAUUAUUGUUAUUAUUAUUAACAAUGCUGAAGAUCAAAGGGAAAAUUUGUUUUAAUAAAAGUUUCAGUCACCAUAAAAUAUGUUAAUAUUAUAUCUUGAAUCAAUAACUCAACAAAGAUGAUCACAGAUCAAAGUUUCAUUUGUCUGAAUGUUCGAGGUACGAUCAGUUUUUUAAUGAUUGAUUAAUUUUUUUCUUCACAUUUUCAUCAGAUGCCUAAUAUUAUAGAUGACGAUCUAUAAUGUUUUCCUCAAAGUAAAAACUGUGAUCAGAACAAAGUGAACGAUGAGUUUGAAUAAAGGGAAACGAAUCGACUCC
Molecule: messenger RNA, 6017 nt
Organism: Scophthalmus maximus (turbot)
Lineage: Eukaryota; Metazoa; Chordata; Actinopteri; Pleuronectiformes; Scophthalmidae
Product: transient receptor potential cation channel subfamily M member 1-like
Exons: 28
Coding region: 674-5521 (1615 amino acids)
Biological process (GO): protein tetramerization; calcium ion transport into cytosol
Cellular component (GO): membrane
Molecular function (GO): calcium channel activity
Source: RefSeq, a predicted model, not a curated record